Molecule: messenger RNA, 900 nt
Organism: Carassius gibelio (silver crucian carp)
Lineage: Eukaryota; Metazoa; Chordata; Actinopteri; Cypriniformes; Cyprinidae
Exons: 6
Coding region: 163-849 (228 amino acids)
Source: RefSeq, a predicted model, not a curated record
UAUUCCUGGAUAGAAAAAGAAUACCACAAACUCUUAAGAAAAGCCGAGAAGAUUUUUUCAAGGCUUGAAUGUUGGCCCAAUAUCUACUCCAUCUAUUUGAAAGAUGAUGGUCAGUUUGGCCCAAUCAAGUUCAUUAACACAUGUGUUCCUGAUUCAUUUCUGAUGGCCAUAUAUAUUUGCUGUACUCAAAAUAUCCAUAUUGCAUCUCUAUUUAACUCUUUUGAAAAACUGAGGGCACCUAUGGUCUUCUUAAGAGCUAGAAUGUAUAAUGAGGCCAAAGCAUCUUGGUUAUAUUGGUGUAAUGUCACUGUGACCGAAUAUACUGAAAACAAGUAUGUAACAGAUGCUUGGAGUAACCCAAAGGAUCAUUUACACAUGUUUGAUGAACUUAUAGUGAGCAACAACAAACUGAGCACAUUUGAACGUCUUGGCAAUGUGCAUGCCCUGGGUAUCAGUGAUCUGCAUCCUUUGCUUGUUCUAGUGGAAAUAAAUCAGGCAAUGGAUACAGCGCCACCCCUAUACAUUGAUGACGAUUACCACAGGACAUUUGAACUUCAGUUUUUGCUGAUGACGAGGACAUCCCUCCCUACUCAUAUGAUUGUGGGGUUAAACUUAUUUGAUCGAUGGAUUCUCUAUGAUAAUUCAAAGUUACCAUUUGAUUAUUUUAAUCCCAAGAAUGCUGAUUUUAGAGGAGAUUUCACCAUCCUGCUUAUAGGCUAUGUUAAUGUAGCACAAGAUGACCAUUACAGAGAAGUGCCAUUCGAACUUCCUGAAGAGGGACACUAUGGGACCAUUCCUUUUAAUUUGUCCCAUGGCUCUAACAAUUAUAGAAAGGAACACUCUGAUUGAGCAAGUUUCAUGAUUAAAUAAAUAAAAAUACAAAACAAAAAUGAUGAUUUG